GAUGCAACUGGAUCCAGGCGGCGGGGCAAGCCUUCACCGACGUGGAGCAGUCACGGGAUCUGUUGGACAGAUGACACCUAGAAUAAUGAUGUGCUGUCCGCCAUAAUAAGUUCCUAAGUUGUUCCCAGAGCAGAGGGAUAAGCCUGUCAUCAUGGCUGGCUCCUCCGAAUCCUCUCUGAAUCUCCAGUCCGCACGGCCUUUACCAUCAUGGAAUUGUCUUGGGAUAGUUCCAAUCUCAGAUGUUCAUUCUGUCCUAGUGGGACUCAUAAACAAACUUUACAGUUAAUAGGCUACUCGAUGUGAUUGCCAUUUGCUUUGGGCAAUGUGGUCAUAGUAUAUAAUAUAUCAAGGAAGAAGCAGAGAGAAACACACGGAGUGGUCUGUCUACAGCAUGUCUGAAAAGCUUGGCUUACUGCACACUAGUGGGUUUGUUCUUCAGUUUUCCCAUAGUAAAGAACAAACUGAGCUUCUAGAAACCCGAAGCUUUUCCAGCAAUUCAACUAGCUAACUGUGAAAGAAAGAGCUUAUUAAAACAGUGAUAGGAAAUGGUAAACCUCUCUACAACACCUUAAUAAUAACAAUAGAAUUAUAUUUUUAAAAAACUGUGCUGGGUACAAAGACUGCACUGUCUCUACACAGAGGGAAUUAAGACAAAACCAAGCCUGGCAUGGUUCUAUACCCGAGUAAGCUCCACAUUUCAGAGGCUGAGGCAGGAGGGUCUAUCAAGACCCUGACAAGGGAGGUAGCUUAGUGCUUGCCUAGCAUGGGUUGAACCUCAUUGCAGGAAAAAUAAAAAAACCACCACAAUCAGCUUAGAAAGGUACAGAUGACCUGAGUGAAAGGUUCUGGGUGCAUGAGCAAGUGCUUCAGUCACUGGGAAUAGAGACUUAAAUAAGAUAGUUAACCCACAACUAUUAAAAAUAAUUGCCAAGUGUACUUUAAAUAUUCCCCUACUGGAAUAAAAGGCACAGUGCAGUGUUUCUGGAGAGGACCUCCCGCUAGCCAGGCCCCAUUUUAAAUAUAGAACAUAUCCCCCUCCCCCUAAAAAUAGCCAUCCACAUGGUGCACUCAGCAGGUGAUUGGCUCAAGAAGGAGGGGGGCGGGGGGAGGCGAGGUCUGGGUGAAGGAGAGCAAAAGGGCAGAGAUCCAUCAUAGCUUCUCCACCGCAAUGGCUCUGCCUCUGAGGUCGUUGAGCCGAGGCCUGGCGAGCGCAGCCAAGGGCGACCAUGGCGGGGCUGGAGCCAAUACCUGGCGCUUCCUGACCUUCCUGCUGGCACUGCCCAGUGUGGCCCUGUGUUCCCUCAACUGCUGGCUGCACGGGGGCCACCACGGGCGCCCCGAGUUCAUCCCCUACCACCACCUGCGCAUCCGCACCAAGCGCUACGCCUGGGGAGACGGCAACCACACGCUCUUCCACAACCCCCGUGUCAACCCCUUGCCCACCGGCUACGAGUAUCCCUGAGCUCCCGCCGCCAGUCUCCAGCCCAAUAAAGAGGUGGACGCUU
This is a messenger RNA of Dipodomys spectabilis (banner-tailed kangaroo rat), 1505 nucleotides long. RefSeq names its product cytochrome c oxidase subunit 6A2, mitochondrial. Gene Ontology annotation, biological process: mitochondrial electron transport, cytochrome c to oxygen. The coding region runs from base 1169 to 1462 and encodes 97 amino acids. The transcript is spliced from 4 exons. Gene Ontology annotation, molecular function: enzyme regulator activity. The record is from RefSeq and is a predicted model, not a curated record. NCBI's taxonomy places the organism in Eukaryota, Metazoa, Chordata, Mammalia, Rodentia, Heteromyidae. Gene Ontology annotation, cellular component: mitochondrial inner membrane.